UAUUGGAGAUAUAUAGUAAUUGCAGAGUAUAGCAAUUAACUCGUAUUAUAGUUUUAAACAUUAUACAAAAUAAUGGAGUUGAUUAAUGGAGACUGUGGAAAUGAGCUACUCCAAGCUCAUGCUCACGUAUGGAGUCAUGCAUUCAGCUUCAUCAAAUCCAUGUCACUGAAAUGUGCAGUUGAAUUAGGCAUACCGGAUAUCAUCCACAACCAUGGCCAACCCAUGACUCUUUCUGAGCUUGUUGCUGGUCUACCUCAUGUCCUUCCAUCAAAAUCCCACCACGUCUGUCGUCUUAUGCGAGUUCUUACUCAUUCAGGCUUCUUUACUUUGCAGAAAGCUAGCGACAAUCGCGACGAAGAUGGCUACUUGCUUACCAAACCUUGUCUUCUUCUCCUUAAGGACAGUCCCAUCAGCGCUAGACCAUAUUUAUUUGCAGUUCUCGAUCCUAUUCUUACCAAACCAUGGGAUUGCUUGAGCUCAUGGUUCCAAAAUGACGACUCCAAGUGCAGCCCAUUUAGUAUCGCGCAUGGAAAAACAUUCUGGGAUCUUGCUAGCCAUGAAGCUAGGUUUAACUCUAUCUUUAAUGAGGCCAUGGCUAGUGAUAGCUCAGUUGUCAGGGAGGUAGUUAUUAGCAAGUGUAAGGAUGUGUUCAUGGGGCUGAAUUCGCUUGUUGAUGUAGGAGGCAGCACAGGAAUUAUGGCCAAGGCCAUAGUUGAAACAUUCCCGGAGUUAAAGUGCACUGUUUUGGAUCUCCCACACGUGGUUGCUGGUAUGCAAGAUGACCAUAAUUUGAGUUUUCUUGGAGGUGAUAUGUUUGAGUCCAUUCCUCCUGCAGAUGCAAUCAUGUUAAAGAUGAUAUUUCAUGUAUUGGGGGACGAAGAUUGCCUGAAGUUACUCAAGAAAUGCAAAGAGGCCAUAACAAGUAACAAUGGGGAGAGGCCCGGAAAGGUGAUAAUCAUAGACACAGUGAUGGGAAAUAAAGAUUGGAUUAAGCAAUCAACUGAGACCAUACAGCUCUAUGAUCUUGAAAUGAUGGUCCUUGUCUCCGGUCAGGAGAGGACCGAGAAAGAGUGGGCUAAGCUCUUCUUUGAUGCUGGAUUUAGCAGCUACAAUAUAAACCCUAUUCUAGGCUUAAGGUCAAUCAUUGAGGUUUUUCCUUAAGAAUAUCAAAAUCUCUAUGUAGCUAUUUUUAUUCCUAAACAAUAAUUGAUGUAAUGAAUAAUUGAAUAUUUAUAAAAUAUAAAAUAAAAGUAAUUAAAAUGAUUUAACAUUUA
Messenger RNA from Ricinus communis (castor bean), 1274 nucleotides. Its product is annotated as trans-resveratrol di-O-methyltransferase. Lineage: Eukaryota; Viridiplantae; Streptophyta; Magnoliopsida; Malpighiales; Euphorbiaceae. Gene Ontology annotation, biological process: methylation. The transcript has 2 exons. Bases 73 to 1161 code for a protein of 362 amino acids. The record is from RefSeq and is a predicted model, not a curated record. Gene Ontology annotation, molecular function: protein dimerization activity; S-adenosylmethionine-dependent methyltransferase activity; O-methyltransferase activity.